Molecule: messenger RNA, 444 nt
Organism: Ostertagia ostertagi
Lineage: Eukaryota; Metazoa; Nematoda; Chromadorea; Rhabditida; Trichostrongylidae
Source: the annotation of a GenBank genome assembly
AAAAAUCAGCAGACAGUUCGCGACAUCUGCGAUCAAGUCAUAUCUGGCCAGGGUGUUGGCGUAUUCACAUAUCCGAAGCUGAAGCGGUUGAUGGAAGAUGAAAGUUUGCGCGAGUUGGUGUGUUCAAAGCUCAAUUUAGGGCUGGAUAAACGUCUGAGUGAUGAAGAUUAUGUGAAAGAAGUGGCAUUGACAAGAGCUCAGUACAAGGGUUAUGUGCGAGUGCUUCAAGCAUGUAUUGCAGGAAUUGAGGUAUCCUUCAACACACCUGGGUGCUGUGGUUUGGCGAGUGUUUUCCAUGUGCUGGAAAUAGCACACACUCACUAUUGGUGCAAAGGAAACGAUAUAGCGUCUCCUUCCAGUUCAACACCGAGCGCGGCCAGAGCAGGACGGAGCAGAGUUAAUGUGGCUCUCUCAGUUCCAUUUGCACUGCGCAAGUGGAUCUAA